Molecule: messenger RNA, 2047 nt
Organism: Solea senegalensis (Senegalese sole)
Lineage: Eukaryota; Metazoa; Chordata; Actinopteri; Pleuronectiformes; Soleidae
Gene: ptger2a
Product: prostaglandin E receptor 2a (subtype EP2)
Exons: 3
Coding region: 157-1260 (367 amino acids)
Biological process (GO): inflammatory response; adenylate cyclase-activating G protein-coupled receptor signaling pathway; positive regulation of cytosolic calcium ion concentration
Cellular component (GO): plasma membrane
Molecular function (GO): prostaglandin E receptor activity
Source: RefSeq, a predicted model, not a curated record
UGUUGACCGACUCAGUGACCUGGACUCCUGCAUGCAUUACCUGGGUAGACACAGUAAAAAGUGGGAUGGCAGCAGACAACCACCUAAGGACACGUUUGUGAUCCUUUUUUGGCACCAGACACAUUUUUAAUUAGGUCCACUCAGCCUCCAGCCACAAUGAAUUCAGAUGACGACCCGUGCCAUAGCAAGCACCACAUCGACGCCUCCAAAAGCCCGCUGAUCAGUGCCAUCAUGUUCGCGAUGGGGAUCUUCGGCAAUGUAGCGUCAUUGGUGAUCCUGGAAAUCCGACGACGCAGAGAAACAAGUACAGGGGGGAAAUCGCAGCGCUCUCUGUUUCACGUGCUCAUCACGUCGCUGGUGGUCACGGACUUGGCAGGGACUUGCCUGAUCAGCCCGCUGGUGCAGCUGGCGUACUCACGAAACACUACCAUGGUGGGGAUGUCACCAGAAAGCAACAGUGUGUGCGAGUACUUUGGCGUCAGCAUGACCUUCUUCAGUCUGGCCACCAUGUCGCUUCUUUUUGCAAUGGCAUUAGAGAGAUGCUUUGCCAUCGGAUAUCCCUAUCUGUACAGCCGGCAUGUCACCAAGAAAUGUGCCUACAUCACAAUCCCAGUGGUGUUUAUUUUAUGUAUGUUAUUCUGUCUCCUUCCGUUUGUGGGGUUUGGUAAAUACGUGCAGUACUGUCCCGGCACGUGGUGCUUCAUCGACAUGAACCCAAUGCAGAGUGAGGACAGAGUCUACCCCAACCUCUAUGCCACCAUCAUGCUGGUGCUGGUGCUGGCCAUUGCGAUGUGCAACGGUUUUGUGGUGUUCCAGCUUUUCAAGAUGUACCAACGGCGGAAAAGGAACAGCGGCUCAAGCACGCGAUCCAUCCAUGACCGCAGGACGAUGUCCAUCGCCAAGGAGGUGGAUCAUCUCAUCCUACUGGUCUUCAUGACCAUCAUCUUCAUCAUCUGCACACUGCCCCUAGUGAUCCGGGUGUACAUCAACUCCAUAGGGACCCGUGUUGAGUCUCACCGGCUGGACCUAAUUGCACUGCGCUUCAUCUCCAUCAACUCAAUCAUUGACCCCUGGGUCUUCAUCCUGCUCUCCCCCAGCGUGCUGCACUUUUGCUGGACCACGGCCUGCCACACUCACCUUGGAAGCUCGAGGGGUUCCAUUUUCAAAUCAUCAAUAGCAAAAGAGAAUGCCAAUAACAUACAGCUGUCCCACACAAAACUGGACUACAAUACCAACUUACACAGUGCGGAAAAUGUAUGACCACCAUAAGACAUUUUAUUUUAAUAUUUAUAUUUAUUUGACACAUGAAUGGACGGAGGGUCCUCUUUGGUGAUCACAUGAAGUGGAGAGGCCUCGAGUGAACAGCAUCUACACCCGUGUGUGAUGUUUUUAUCUUUAUUGUGGGGUGUAUUUGAUGAGAUAAGAAACCCUUUCUGUUUCUCUGAUAAGCACCUAUCAAGUAUGUCAGGUGAAGGCCAACCACUUCAAGCAUUUCAGCAAAUUCAGUGCAUGCUGAAUGUAUACUGAACUUCACUAAUUAAGUAUACAGUCUCAACAGUUUUCUCUUGUGCUGCUUCUAUUGUAUGUCAAACUGCAAGUGGGUUUUCUCUUCAUUGUACCAAGACUCAAAAGGUUCGAGAUGUGACAGAAUUCAAUUCUUCCAUCACCAUGGACAGAUUAUUGAGGGAGUAACCUUUGAUCGAGGAAGAUGAAGGAAGGAAGAUGUGAUAUAGCCUUUUUUGGAGAUGACUUCUCUGAUUUAAAUGCUGCUCAAACUGUUGUGCAACGGUUCUGAUAAAGAGGUGACCCAUGUUCACCUGCCAUUAGCAUGCAAUUGCAUAGAAAUUGAUAUCAAUUUAAAGCGGUUUUGCUUUUCAACUAUGAACAAAUGCCCACUACAAUCAAACCAUGACUUCACACAAUGCUGAUUGAUUCUUAUCAGCUCCUCAAGACUUUGUGUUUUCCCAAUACAGCAGUAUUUUGCCUGGUGACAUUUCCAUGCUGCACACAGGAAGUGAUUUGUUUUAUGUCAGGACAGAUGGAGGCA